Pogona vitticeps (central bearded dragon) is the source of this 6742-nucleotide messenger RNA. The record is from RefSeq and is a predicted model, not a curated record. Lineage: Eukaryota; Metazoa; Chordata; Lepidosauria; Squamata; Agamidae.
AGCAUCCUCCUCCUCCUCCACGACGCCGCCAUGUCGGGGAACGACGACGACAGCCCCGGUGGGUCUCACUACGUGGCAGAGUUCGUGCCUCCGCCCGAGUGCCCGGUCUUCGAGCCCAGCUGGGAGGAGUUCAGCGACCCCCUCGGCUUCAUCGGCCGAAUCCGACCCUUGGCCGAGAAAACCGGCAUCUGCAAGAUCAGGCCGCCCAAGGACUGGCAGCCUCCUUUUGCAUGUGAUGUGCAAAAUUUUUGUUUUACCCCACGGGUUCAGCGCUUGAAUGAACUGGAGGCAAUGACUAGAGUGAAGCUGGACUUCCUAGAUCAGCUGGCAAAGUUUUGGGAACUUCAAGGGUCUACGUUAAAAAUUCCAGUAGUAGAAAGAAAAAUAUUGGAUCUUUAUUCAUUGAGCAAGAUUGUUGCUAGCAAAGGAGGCUUUGAAAUGGUCACUAAAGAGAAGAAAUGGUCUAAAGUGGCUAGCCGCCUUGGUUAUUUGCCAGGAAAGGCAACAGGCUCACUCCUGAAGUCUCACUAUGAACGGAUUCUGUAUCCAUACGAGCUUUUCCAGUCUGGUGUCAGCCUAAUGGGCAUCCAAAAGCCAAACUUGGACCUUAAGGAAAAAGUGGAGGUUGAGGACCUCGGCAUUGAUGCCCAGUCUCCCCCCAAGCAGGGUACAAGAAUGAACGUUGUGCUGAAGAGAACCAGACGUGUCAAGUCCCAGACAGAGGCUGGAGAGAUGAAUCGCAACACUGAACUGAAGAAGCUCCAGAUCUUUGGAGCAGGACCAAAGAUGAUGGGAUUAGCAUUGGGAGCAAAGGAAAAAGAAGAUGAAGUAGCUCGAAGACGCAAAGGUGCCCGGUCAGAAGCUUUUGGCAUGCAGAUGAGGCAACGAAAAGGGGCACUUUCUGUCAACUUCGUUGAUCUGUAUGUCUGCUUGUUCUGUGGUCGUGGGAAUAAUGAAGACAAGUUGCUACUGUGUGAUGGGUGUGAUGACAGCUAUCACACUUUCUGCUUAAUACCUCCUUUGCCUGAUGUGCCCAAAGGUGACUGGAGAUGUCCCAAAUGUGUUGCCGAGGAAUGCAAUAAACCACGUGAAGCCUUUGGAUUCGAACAAGCUGUUCGAGAAUACACCCUCCAGAGUUUUGGUGAGAUGGCAGAUAAUUUCAAGUCUGAUUAUUUCAACAUGCCAGUCCAUAUGGUUCCCACUGAGUUGGUGGAGAAGGAGUUCUGGCGGCUGGUGAGCAGCAUUGAGGAGGAUGUCAUUGUGGAGUAUGGAGCUGACAUUUCCUCCAAGGACUUUGGAAGUGGAUUUCCUGUAAAAGAUGGCAGGCGAAAGCUAAUGCCAGAAGAGGAGGAGUAUGCCCUUUCUGGGUGGAAUCUGAACAACAUGCCGGUGCUGGAACAAUCAGUUCUCGCUCACAUCAAUGCGGAUAUUUCUGGCAUGAAGGUGCCCUGGCUUUAUGUGGGGAUGUGCUUCUCCUCUUUCUGCUGGCACAUUGAAGAUCACUGGAGUUAUUCCAUCAAUUAUCUUCAUUGGGGAGAGCCAAAGACGUGGUAUGGAGUACCAUCUCAUGCUGCUGAACAGUUGGAGGAAGUGAUGCGAGAACUUGCUCCUGAACUGUUUGAGACGCAGCCUGAUCUUCUGCAUCAGCUGGUCACCAUCAUGAAUCCCAAUGUGCUUAUGGACCAUGGUGUGCCUGUGUAUCGGACGAAUCAGUGUGCUGGCGAGUUUGUUGUGACUUUCCCACGUGCCUAUCACUCUGGAUUUAAUCAAGGCUACAACUUUGCUGAAGCUGUGAAUUUCUGCACUGCUGACUGGCUUCCCAUAGGAAGGCAGUGUGUCAGUCAUUACCGGCGACUGAGGCGUCACUGUGUGUUCUCUCAUGAGGAGCUAAUCUUCAAGAUGGCGGCCGACCCCGAGUGCUUGGACGUUGGCCUGGCAGCCAUGGUCUGCAAGGAAAUGACAUUAAUGACAGAGGAAGAGGCACGCUUGCGGAAAGCUGUUGUGCAGAUGGGGGUGCUGAUGUCAGAAGAGGAAGUAUUUGAGUUGGUUCCAGAUGAUGAACGUCAGUGCGCAGCCUGUAGGACCACGUGUUUUUUGUCAGCUCUUACUUGUUCCUGUAACCCUGAGCGCCUUGUAUGCUUAUAUCAUCCAAAUGAUUUAUGUUCAUGCUCUAUGCAGAAGAAGUGUUUGAGAUAUCGCUAUCCAUUAGAGGAUUUCCCGUCCUUGCUGUAUGGAGUGAAAGUCAGAGCGCAGUCCUAUGAUACUUGGGUCAACCGGGUCACAGAGGCACUCUCUGCCAACCUCAACCUCAAGAAAGAUGUCAUUGAGCUGAGAGUGAUGUUAGAAGAUGCUGAAGACAGGAAGUAUCCAGAGAAUGAUCUGUUUCGCAAACUAAAAGAUGCUGUGAAAGAAGCAGAGACUUGUGCUUCAGUGGCCCAACUGCUCCUGAGUAAAAAACAAAAACAUAGUAGACUGAGCCCAGAAAGUGGAAGGACACGGACUAAACUAACUGUGGAAGAAUUAAAAGCUUUUGUUCAACAGCUGUUUAGCCUUCCCUGUGUCAUAACUCAGGCCCGGCAAGUAAAGAAUCUGCUGGAUGAUGUUGAGGAAUUUCAUGAACGUGCUCAGGAGGCCAUGAUGGAUGAAGUCCCAGACUCAGCUAAGCUGCAGAUGUUGAUAGAUAUGGGCACUGGUCUCUACGUGGAACUCCCUGAGCUGCCUCGGCUAAAACAAGAGCUGCAGCAGGCACGUUGGCUGGAUGAAGUGCGAGCAACUCUUUCAGAUCCACAGAGAGUUACUUUGGAUGUGAUGAAAAAGCUGAUUGACUCGGGAGUGGGGCUGGCACCACACCAUGCUGUGGAGAAGGCCAUGGCUGAGCUGCAGGAGUUGCUUACUGUUUCUGAGAGAUGGGAGGAGAAAGCCAAAGUCUGUCUCCAGGCAAGGCCUCGACAAAGCAUAGCUGCUCUGGAAAGUAUUGUCAAUGAAGCAAAAAAUAUCCCCGCUUACUUGCCUAACGUUCUGGCUUUGAGAGAAGCCCUACAGCGAGCCCGAGACUGGACAGCUAAAGUGGAGGCCAUUCAGAAUGGAAGCAAUUACGCAUAUCUAGAGCAACUAGAAAAUCUGUCUGCAAAAGGCCGCCUAAUACCAGUACGCCUUGAUGCGCUGCCACAAGUUGACUCCCAAGUAGCUGCAGCCCGUGCAUGGCGGGAGCGCACAGGCAGAACAUUCCUUAAAAAGAACUCAAGCUACACACUCUUACAGGUUCUGAGCCCUCGAACUGAUAUUGGUGUUUAUGGGAGCAGCAAGAAUAGGCGGAAAAGAGUCAAGAUGCUGAUAGAGAAGGAGAAAGAAAAGGAUCUUGACAUGGAGUCCUUGAGUGAGCUCGAAGAUGGACUGGAAGAGACCAGGGACACUGCAGCUGUGGUGGCUCUCUUCAAGGAUCGUGAACAGAAGGAGGUUGAAGCUAUGCACGCCCUCAGGGAUGCCAACUUGGCCAAGAUGACCAUGGUGGACCGUAUUGAGGAAAUCAAGUUCUGCAUCUGUCGCAAAACUGCCAGUGGGUUCAUGCUGCAAUGUGAACUCUGCAAAGACUGGUUUCACAGCACCUGUGUGCCCCUCCCCAAAACCAGCUCCCAAAAGAAGGGCUCCAGCUGGCCUGCCAAAGAAGUCAAGUUCUUGUGCCCACUUUGCAUGCGUUCUCGAAGGCCCCGCCUUGAGACCAUCUUAUCUCUCCUAGUUUCCCUCCAAAAGCUGCCAGUGCGGCUGCCAGAAGGAGAGGCCUUGCAGUGCUUGACUGAGCGAGCCAUGAGUUGGCAGGAUCGAGCACGGCAAGCUCUAGCUACCGACGAACUGUCCUCUGCGUUGGCCAAGCUUUCUGUGUUGAGUCAACGUAUGGUCGAACAGGCUGCGCGGGAGAAGACAGAGAAAAUAAUCAGUGCAGAGCUCCAGAAGGCAGCAGCCAAUCCUGAUCUACAGGGUCACUUGACAAGUUUUCAGCAGUCUGGCUUUAACCGAGCAAUGAGCAGUGUUUCAUCAUCUCCACGACAAACUAUGGACUAUGAUGACGAGGAGACAGAUUCAGAUGAAGAUAUCAGGGAAGCAUAUGGCUAUGACAUAAAAGACAAUGCCAGUGUAAAAUCCUCAAGCAGUCUGGAACCCAACCUGUUCUGUGAUGAAGAAAUUCCAAUAAAAUCUGAAGAAGUUGUAACGCAUAUGUGGACAGCUCCUUCUUUCUGUGCUGAACAUGCAUAUUCAUCUGCUUCUAAAAGCUGCUCUCAAGGUUCUAACACACCAAGGAAGCAGCCUCGGAAGAGUCCCCUUGUCCCUCGCAGUUUGGAACCCCCUGUACUUGAACUAUCUCCAGGAGCAAAAUCACAGCUAGAAGAUCUGAUGAUGAUAGGAGACCUCCUAGAGGUAUCUCUGGAUGAAACCCAGCACAUCUGGCGGAUCUUGCAAGCAACGCAUCCGCCAUCUGAGGACAGAUUUCUCCAUAUCAUGGAGGAUGAUAGUAUGGACGAAAAGCCUUUGAAAAUGAGGGGGCGAGACUCUUCGGAGAGGAAACGCAAGCGCAAGCUAGAGAAAGCAGAGCAGUUGUUGGGCGAAAUGAAGCAGAAAUCAAAAGAGCUGAAGAAGUUGGAGAAGCCCAAGAAGAAGAAGCUAAAACUAACCAUGGACAAGACGAAGGAGCUCAACAAACUGGCCAAGAAACUGGCUAAAGAGGAAGAGCGUAAGAAGAAGCGUGAGAAAGCAGCUGCAGCCAAGGUGGAGCAGGUGAAGGAGUGCACAGAGAAAAAGAGGGAGAAGAAAGUAUUGGAUAUCCCUUCCAAGUAUGACUGGUCAGGAGCUGAGGAGUCAGAUGAUGAGAACGCUGUGUGUGCUGCACAGAACUGCCAGAGGCCUUGCAAAGACAAGGUAGACUGGGUGCAGUGCGAUGGUGGCUGUGAUGAAUGGUUUCAUCAAGUUUGUGUUGGUGUCUCUCCAGAAAUGGCAGAGAGUGAAGAUUAUAUCUGUAUAAACUGUGCAAAGAAACAGAUGCAGGGGCCAGGUAGUCCAACACAUGCACCACCACCUCAUUUCCUGGUGACCUACAAGCUACCCAUGGAGGACCUCAAGGAGACAAGUUAGCGGCUGCUUGGUCUUGCUGGGACUUGAGGGAAACGGAACACUAAGAAGGUGGUGUGAAGCUAACAUAGCCACUUGGAAUGCUGCACUUCUGCGGACGUACAGCCCUACGGCAGAGCUGGCCCUGUCUUGCUGGCUUCCCUUAUAUGAAAGGAAUGUCAUGGGCACUGGGGUAUGGGCCCAGCUAUGCAGAUACAACAACCCCCGUUGGAAGUCCCAGCCAGUAUUUUUACUCCCAUGUUUCCUACAUAAGGCUAAGUGCAGCUGCUGCCUUCCAGUUGAGCAGAUGUGAGGCCCAUGGAUUUUGCUUUUCUGCUUUAGCAGUUUUAAAUUUGGGGCCAUUGCUGUGAAUCCAAAACUGGAUGAGUUUGCUGCAUAAUGGCAGCUUGAUUGCGUGGAGACAAUGAAGGCUCCCUUUCAACCUCUUCUUGUAGUUGAGGCACCAAGGCACUGUUAUGUGGAUAAGAAACCUGCUUUAAGCACCAUGCAGGAGGAGGAUAUGAGUAGUGGGGGGAAAAAUAAAAUAGUUCCUGUUUUGAUGUUAGAAAGCAAAGGAACUUUAGCUCUUCAAAACAUGGGUUUAGUGUUUACCCUAAUUCCUUUAGGGUGCCUCCCCUUCCUGGGGAAAGCUCAUGCCUACAUUAACAUGUAGCUGAGAUAUCUCCUCAGCAAAACACUCCUUCCUACACUAGUGGCUAUUUUCCUCUGUCUUAACUUUUACCAACACCCUGUCACUAAGUUAUCUGAAGCAAAGUGAGGCUAGCAAAGUGGGUAUCCUGAAUGCAUGGGAUGAACGACACGGACUGAGAAUAAUCCAACUUUCUCACAACUUCAGACUGACAUGCUUUUGUGAAAACCUCAACUCACAAUUAUUCCCAGCAUCAUGACAGUUUCACGAUUCCAAUAAGCAGUCCACAGAUGCAGAUUGCAGCCCUGCUUCCUUGCCUUUAGGUUUCGAUGGAUUGAGGGCCUGUGCUGGGCUACAAAUCCAACUUGACCUUUCCCCCCCCUUGCUUUUCUGAAAGACAGGUGGCUUGGGGUGUGUGUCCUGGGUGACAAUUGUUUUAGUAAACCCAUUUUUUAAAAAAGGACUGGUUUUUACUUUUUUCUAUGUCUCGGACUACUGACUUGUUCUAUAAAAGAUAGAUUAUUUUUCUUUGUUUUUAUACUUAAACCACGGUUACCAGCAGCACAGAAAAAAAUACGAGAGAGAGAGAGAGGUUCACUAAACAAAAACCUGCCUGCAGGCUUGGUUUUGUUUCUUUCAUUUUUUAAAAUUCCUUCUUUCCUUGUAGUACAAGGAAUUUAGCAGUUACCCCCACAUCCUUGCCCCUCCUGCUGCCUGUGUUUAAAUAGGUAAAACAUUUCAUGUGCUACUUUUGUGUUGGGGUUUGUUCUGUUAGCAAGGCAUCUUGGUCCUUGCAAGUCUCCCAGUUUAUGCUGGCUUUUUUGUAAGUGAGUGGCUGAAACCGGCCAUAGUGCUGUCUCCCCCUCCCUCCCAUUAUCUAUUGUGUUCCCAUCCUUCUACAGUUCUAGGAGUGCUGUAACUAUAGUGUCCAGUCUUAUUAGAUGCAGGGGUUGGGAUUUUCUAAAAGAUAAAAUCUGUAGUGUUCUGCCUUGA